AUGGAAAAUAUUAGCCCAAAUAGAGGCAAAACAUGUGCUAUGACAAGAGAAAUAAGAGAAUUAAUAUCACAAAAUUUUACUGAUAUUAAAUCUCAAACAAAUAUGAAAACAGAACAAAUUGUUCAACAAUUAAUGGUUCAAUUUAAGAGGUCAAGAGCUUCUAUUUAUAAGGUUAUAAGGACUUAUUAUCGAUUAUUAAAAGAAGCGGGAUAUAAAAAGAAGAAAACAAGAGAUAUAAUAAGAGAUGAAAAGAUUAAAUGUCCUGGAAAACGGUAUAAUGUAAUCCAUGUGGGUGGAGAGGACGGUUUUGUUGAAAAUGGAUUGUUUUUAAGUGUAAAUGAAGAAUUAAAUAGUGAAAAAUUUGAAAAUUGGAUGGAAACACAAGUAAUUCCAAAUCUCAAAGAAAAAUGUGUCAUUGUCUAUGAUAAUGCAAAAAUUCAUUCAAGAAUUUUAAACAAAGGACCAAAAAGUAAUUGGCGUGUCAAUCAAAUUAAGGAAUGGCUUAACAAUAAUAAUAUUAGCUUUAAUGACAAAUUAAAGAAAAAGGAUUUGCUAAUAUUAGCUAAAAAGCAUAAAAAAGUUAGAAAAUAUGCGUUAGACGAGCUCAUCAAAAAAGCUGGUCAUAUACCACUUAGAACACCACCUUAUAAUUGUGAUGUAAGUAUUAUAAUUUCGUUUAUGUUGAUCGAGUGUCCGUCACUAACUUAA
This is a messenger RNA of Oppia nitens, 708 nucleotides long. RefSeq lists its product as uncharacterized. Gene Ontology annotation, molecular function: nucleic acid binding. The record is from RefSeq and is a predicted model, not a curated record. Lineage: Eukaryota; Metazoa; Arthropoda; Arachnida; Sarcoptiformes; Oppiidae. The coding region runs from base 1 to 708 and encodes 235 amino acids. The transcript is spliced from 3 exons.